AUGUCAUUACCCAGCCAGAACUCAGGUAUUUCCAUGACAACAUUGCACAUGACCGCCGAGCCAAAUAACACUGUGCCCAUUGGCGUAAUGAUAACACUUACCUGCCACGUUGAUAACUUUGUUGUGCCCGUUAUAUCUGUGAAAUGGUUCCAUAACGAUGUUAACAUCUACGGUUAUAGACCAACCCAUAAGGAGGCGCUGGACAAGUAUCGAAAAGAGAACCCGACCCCGGGAUCAUGGAGGUUAAUAAUUUUGUCAGCACAGCCUGAAGAAUCGGGGGUGUGGCGAUGUGAGAGUAACUUCUCACCAUCAAUGAAGACUGCGAGCUCUCAAAUGGAACUUAGGAUAGGAGUUCCCCGCAUUAUGAGCAUUUCCAGAGACGUAGAGACAACAAUAUCAUCAACCAUGUCUCUCUAUUGUAACGUAUCAGCUGAGCCAGACGCAGUCUUGGUAUGGAGUAGGGUGAAGCCACAGCGCGCCCUCCCCAUUGGCCACACUGUGCACCCGAUAUCCAAAGUACUCCGAUUCGUUGUGUCAUCAGUGAGUGACGCAGGGGUGUACGAGUGCAUUGCGACCAACCAACUGGGGAAUGCAGUUGGGCGUGUCAAAGUCUCUGUCAUACAUGCCCCGAUUAUCGACACUGAAUUAUCCGAGUCUCACGCAACCAGUUGGAUCAAUAUACCGGUCAAUUUGACCUGUGCCUGGAUGGCUUACCCGACCCCGAGAGUAAGCUGGGAUCGGAAUGGCAUCUUGGUUGAUCAGAAUCGAGUUCAAGUCGUCACCAGAAAAGAUAUCAGUUUACUACAGGUGACUCCAACUACAACAGACUUCGGCGUGUAUCGAUGCAUCGUUGCUAACAACAUUGGAAGAGUAGAGCAUAUCGUAUCCCUAUCCGCGGCAGUUACUCCAGGCGCUCCUCUGAAUGUCCGAGCUGGCUCUACCUCUCACGAUACUGUGAUCUUACUCAUCGACUCACCAAGAGAGACGGGCGGUCUGGCGCUCACACACUUUCGCGUGAAAUACCGUAACAGUGCUGUGUUGAGAUGGGAAGUCAUCGAUUUUCCAAUCGGUAAGAACACCAUAAUUGUUGGUUUGAAGCCCAACCUGGAAUACCUGUUCAAAGUUGCAGCUGGUAACAUGGUUGGAUUCGGCAACUACUCUGAAGUCGUUGGGAUUCUGACCGGCUCACAGUAUUCCCCAUCCAAAGAAACCACUGCCUCAACCAAUUCUAACAACACCGGACGGGACGGCACAUCGACAUGGCCACAACACAAGGACAGCGGGAGGGAUUCCUCCAACACUACCGAUAAGCCGGGCGUCGGGUCAUUCGGACCCUCACCAUUUGCCAUUAUCAUCGGGGUGCUCGUUGCGGUGUUCUUGACUGGGGUGGUAAUCUUCAUUAUGUUGUCUCUGUACUGUGUGAAAUGGCACAAGAAACGACCGACAGAGGAACAAAGGUUGUGCAGGAAUCGCCCUAGCUCUUAUAUAUUUAGUGAAGCUUCGCUAUUUCAACUCAGACAAGACAGUGUGCAGUAUGACGUAAUGCCGAACUCCCCGGGACUCCUACGGGGUGAAUUUGAAUUCCCACGGGAUGGCCUCAAGCUUGGCUCAGUGCUUGGUACCGGGUCAUUUGGCAAGGUGGUCCGUGGGGAAGCAGACGGGAUUUUACGGCAUGGUGUGAACAGCGUGGUUGCCAUCAAAAUGCUUAAAGAGAAUGCAACUCCAACUGAUCAUCAAGAUCUGCUGAAGGAGCUCGGUGUCAUGAAAAUCCUCAAACCGCAUCCAAACAUUGUGACACUCUUCGGAUGUUGCACUAUGGAAGAUCCACCUUUGAUUAUUAUGGAGUACCUUCCCAAUGGUAACCUACUCCAGCAUCUUCGCAGUAGUCGUCAACGCAUAGAGGACAUCCAGACGCAGCGAGCGAGUAUUCGCACAGCGCUCUCGCCUACUGACCUCAUCCGAUACGCAUAUGAGAUCGCUAACGGGAUGACAUACCUGGCCUCCAUGAUGUGUAUUCACCGUGACCUGGCUGCCCGCAACAUCCUUCUCUCUCGUGAUGGAGUAUGCAAACUAUCUGACUUUGGUUUAGCACGUGACGUAGUCAAUGGUGGAAUCUAUCAGAGGAAGACGCAGGGUCGGGUUCCAAUCCGUUGGAUGGCGCUAGAAUCUCUACUGGACAAUGUCUAUACAAUUCAGAGUGAUGUUUGGUCCUUUGCCGUUCUCUUGUGGGAAAUUGUCACCAUAGGUUCGUACCCAUUUCCUGGGAUGUCUUCUAAGAAACUCAUCAAGGAGCUCCAGCGAGGUUACAGAAUGCCGAGGCCUGAUCACUGCAGUGGGGACGUAUACGACAUGAUGUUGGACUGUUGGAGAGAAAAUCCAGAAGAUCGGCCAACGUUUGAGAAUCUGCGAAACAGACUGGAGGCCAUCCUCAUUGAAUCCAGAAAUUACCUGGUCUUGGACUUUGACGAGCAACUGUAUGAUUACACGUACACAGACAGCACUGAUCCCAUUGACGUUUAACGUACAUGGUCAGGAAGCAAUAGAAUGACGUAUUAUUGACAAUGUAUUUAUAUUGUAAAAAUGUUUUCAUCAGUUCAGUCUAGGAUAAGAAUGUUUUCUUGUGACAAUAAUAAUAAGUAAGACUUAAGGCCCAGUCACAAAGGCCACGAGAAUGAGAACGUUAAAAAAGCACGCCCUCGAGUGGUGGAACAAGCGUGCGCGCAUUCUGCCUGGAGCAAUUCAACUAAUAGAAUGCGUUCUCUUUGCAUCGUGAUCAUUAUCGUUUUCGUUAUCGCUGCAGUGUGACUCGGCCAUCAUAAAGCACGGUUUUUGAAAAUACAAUCUGCUAAACACUGUGAAGUAGGUUUCAGGUUUGAUACAUGCCCCCUGGUCUUGCCCUGGUGCCCCUAAAAUGCUCCAGUCGAAAUUUACAAAGAUUGCAUCAAAAUGGGGGAGGUGGGGGAGGUUUUUAUGGGCCAAAAAAAAAACAGAUGAGAUUUUAAUUUAGACUUGAAUGUCUGGAGUGAGUUUAUGAUGAGAGUGUGAUUUGUGAAAGAGUCCAGCAUUGGGGACCAGCAGCUGAGAAGGAUCGGUACCCUGCCCUUUUGUAAGUGCGAGGGAUUGGUAGAUUGUGGGUGGAGCAGAGAUUUCUUGUUUUAUUUGUGAAUUACCACAGUAUUACAAUAACUCUGAUAUUAGAAUGAUACAUGUUCAUGCUUUAAAGACACUGGACAUGUUUGGUAAUUGUCCAAGACCAGUAUUCUGAUUUGGUGUUUCUCAACAUUGCAUCAAAUAUAAAUUCUGUGUAAAUUUAGACCAAAUUGGUCUUUAAAGUUGUAAGAGGAUAAUGAAAGAAAAAACAUCCUUACUGCACAAAGUUGUGUGCUUUCA
This is a messenger RNA of Asterias rubens (European starfish), 3390 nucleotides long. RefSeq names its product fibroblast growth factor receptor 2-like. Gene Ontology annotation, cellular component: signaling receptor complex. The record is from RefSeq and is a predicted model, not a curated record. Gene Ontology annotation, molecular function: ATP binding; transmembrane receptor protein tyrosine kinase activity; protein binding. The transcript is spliced from 18 exons. Gene Ontology annotation, biological process: protein phosphorylation; cell surface receptor protein tyrosine kinase signaling pathway; multicellular organism development. Bases 1 to 2520 code for a protein of 839 amino acids. Lineage: Eukaryota; Metazoa; Echinodermata; Asteroidea; Forcipulatida; Asteriidae.